AAUAAAAAGAAAAAAAAUUUGACUAAAACUGAAUUUCAUGAGAUUAGUAAAAGGUAAAAUCUUCUUCAAUCGUCAAGUCCCAAACUGUAGAACAAAGUUCAUUUAUCUUGCUCCGAGAUCUGGUCAUCAUCUUCCGUAAGAGGAGAGGUAAGCAGGAAGAAAUGGCGAAAUCGAGCGCCGAUGAUCUGGAGCUCCGGCGAGCCUGCGAAGCUGCAAUUGAGGGCACCAGCCAGAAGGUUGUACUGUCGAUCCGCGUCGCAAAAAGCCGUGGUGUUUGGGGUAAGACGGGCAAAAUCGGCAAAGGUCAGAUGGCUAAGCCUAGGGUUCUUGCAAUCUCCACAAAAGAAAAAGCUCAACAAACUAAGGCUUUUCUCCAUGUCUUAAAGUAUUCAAAUGGAGGAGUCCUUGAGCCUGCAAAAUUAUACAAGCUGAAGCAUCUUUCAAAGGUGGAGGUUUUAACUAACGACCCUAGUGGAUGCACUUUUAUGCUGGGUUUUGAUAAUCUUAGAAGCCAGAGUGUUGCCCCUCCUCAAUGGACCAUGCGAAACAUAGACGACAGGAACCGUUUGUUGCUCUAUAUAUUAAACAUAUGUAAAGAUGUGUUGGGCCGAUUACCAAAAGUUGUGGGUAUUGAUGUAGUGGAGAUGGCUCUUUGGGCCAAGGAAAAUACACCUGUAGCCCCUAAGAAGAGAAACAUUGAAGAUGGGCCCACCACAGAAGCAGAUGUGGUUUCAGAAAGUGACAUGAAGGUUACAGUUGAAAAAGAACUUGUGUCUCAAGCAGAAGAAGAGGACAUGGAGGCUCUUUUAGGCGUAUAUGUGAUGGGUAUUGGGGAAGCGGAAGCCUUUUCUGAACGUUUGAAACGUGAACUUCAUGCUUUGGAAGCAGCAAAUGUACAUGCCAUUUUGGAAAGCGAGCCUUUGGUAGAUGAGGUUUUGCAGGGGCUUGAGGCAGCCUCAGUCUGUGUUGAUGACAUGGAUGAAUGGCUUGGGAUUUUUAAUGUUAAACUUAGACAUAUGCGAGAGGACAUUGAAUCAAUAGAAACACGAAAUAACCAGCUGGAAAUGCAGUCAGUAAAUAAUAAAGCUUUAAUUGAGGAACUGGAUAAGCUUCUUGAGAGACUACGUAUACCUUCAGAGUUUGCAGCAUGUUUGACAGGUGGCUCAUUCGAUGAAGCCCGCAUGCUUCAAAAUAUUGAAGCAUGCGAAUGGUUAACAGGCGCUUUACGUGGCCUUGAGCCACCUAUUUUGGAUCCAAGCUUUGCAAAUAUUAGAGCGGUCAGGGAUAAGAAGACAGAACUUGACAAAUUAAAAACCACUUUUGUUCGAAGAGCUUCCGAGUUUUUAAGAAACUAUUUUGCUAGUUUGGUUGAUUUUAUGAUAAGUGAUAAAAGUUACUUCUCUCAGCGGGGGCAACUAAAGAGGCCGGAUCAUGCGGAUCUCAGAUUCAAAUGCAGGACUUACGCUCGCCUCUUGCAACACUUGAAGAGUCUUGACAAAAAUUGUUUAGGUCCUUUGAGGAAAGCUUAUUGUAGCUCUCUUAAUCUGCUUUUACGGCGUGAGGCACGUGAAUUUGCUAAUGAGCUUAGAGCAAGUACAAAAGCAUCAAGAAAUCCAACUGUUUGGCUCGAAGGUUCAACUGGCUCAAAUCAAAAUGUAAACAAUGCAGAUACUUCCACUGUUUCAGAAGCUUAUGCCAAAAUGCUCACCAUAUUUAUCCCACUCCUUGUUGAUGAGAGUUCGUUUUUUUCACACUUCAUGUGCUUUGGAGUUUCUGCACUCGCUCAACCAGGAAGUCCUGCAAAUGGCAAUAAAUCCAACGAGGACGAUUUAGGCAUUAUGGACAUCGAUGAUAACGAUGACAGCAACAAUAACAACAACAAAAGUAUAUCAGAGCUAGGGGCACUAAACGAGUCACUUCGUGAUUUGCUUGAUGGAAUCCAAGAGGAUUUUUAUGCUGUUGUUGAUUGGGCAUACAAGAUUGAUCCUUUGAGAUGCAUAUCAAUGCAUGGAAUAACAGAAAGAUAUAUUUCUGGUCAAAAAGCAGAUGCAGCAGGAUAUGUUCGCCUCUUGCUUGAUGCUUUAGAAGAAAGAAUCACUGCACAAUUUACACGCUUUGUAGAUGAAGCUUGUCACCAAAUAGAAAGAAACGAAAGAAAUGUCAGACAAAUGGGUGUUUUGUCCUACAUUCCCAGAUUUGCGACACUUGCUACACGCAUGGAACAGUAUAUCCAGGGGCAGUCUAGGGAUUUGGUUGAUCAAGCAUACAUUAAGUUUAUUGGGGUGAUGUUUGCAACUCUGGACAAGAUUGCUCAGACAGAUCCAAAAUAUGCUGAUAUUAUACUUUUGGAGAACUAUGCUGCAUUCCAAAAUAGUUUGUAUGACCUGGCAAAUGUAGUGCCGACUUUAGCAAAAUUCUAUCAUCAAGCAAGUGAAUCUUAUGAACAAGCUUGCACACGUCAUAUCAGUGUCAUUAUAUAUUAUCAAUUUGAGCGACUUUUCCAGUUUGCUAGAAGAAUAGAAGAUUUGAUGUACACUAUCACACCUGAAGAGAUUCCUUUCCAGCUUGGACUGUCAAAAAUGGAUCUUCGGAAGGUGGUGAAAUCAAGUUUAUCAGGAGUGGACAAGCACAUUGGUGCAAUGUAUAAAAAGCUUCAGAAAAAUUUGACCUCCGAGGAAUUAUUACCAUCAUUAUGGGAUAAAUGCAAGAAAGAAUUCUUGGACAAGUAUGAGAGCUUUGCUCAACUUGUGGCCAAGAUUUACCCGAGUGAAACCAUUCCAUCUGUUACUGAAAUGAGAGACCUUUUGGCAACUAUGUAAAUUUGUGUCUUCCCCUUGUUUGUAAGUUCAGUUUUAUUGUAACGCAUCAUUUUCAAGGUUUUUUGUUUUUUUCUUUUUUUUUUUUGUUGUACUUAUUGGAUUUUGAUUAUACAUACAAAACAUGGUGGUUUAAGGCUUAAUGUUGUAAAAAAAUCAGCCAAUGAUCUAAGAACUUCACGUUAGUCUCUCACAA
Molecule: messenger RNA, 3012 nt
Organism: Lactuca sativa (garden lettuce)
Lineage: Eukaryota; Viridiplantae; Streptophyta; Magnoliopsida; Asterales; Asteraceae
Product: exocyst complex component SEC3A
Biological process (GO): exocytosis; Golgi to plasma membrane transport
Cellular component (GO): exocyst; plasma membrane
Molecular function (GO): phosphatidylinositol-4,5-bisphosphate binding
Source: RefSeq, a predicted model, not a curated record